Messenger RNA from Nomia melanderi (Alkali bee), 707 nucleotides. RefSeq names its product ribosomal protein S11 (gene RpS11). Gene Ontology annotation, cellular component: cytosolic small ribosomal subunit; ribosome. Gene Ontology annotation, molecular function: structural constituent of ribosome. The record is from RefSeq and is a predicted model, not a curated record. Lineage: Eukaryota; Metazoa; Arthropoda; Insecta; Hymenoptera; Halictidae. Gene Ontology annotation, biological process: translation.
CUGAAGAUUCGAAUAUGCAAUAUGACAUUGGUCGUGUUUCCGGUUUCGGUCGUUCUUUCAGUAAGGCAAGAUGGCUGAUCAGAGUGAACGUUCGUUUCAAAAGCAGCCCACGAUCUUUCUUAACCGCAAGAAAGGUCUGGGCCCUAAGAGAAGGAAGCCCAUGAGAUACAGCCGUAAUGUUGGUCUUGGAUUCAAAACACCUCGUGAGGCUCUUGAAGGAACUUACAUUGAUAAGAAAUGUCCAUUCACUGGCAACAUCUCUAUCAGAGGACGUAUUCUCACUGGCGUUGUACAAAAGAUGAAAAUGCAAAGGACCAUUGUUAUACGUAGGGAUUAUCUGCAUUAUAUUAGAAAGUACAAUCGGUUUGAGAAACGUCAUCGUAACAUGAGUGUCCACCUUAGUCCUUGCUUCAGAGACGUGGAAAUUGGUGAUGUAGUCACAAUUGGAGAAUGCAGACCCCUCAGUAAAACAGUCAGAUUCAAUGUUCUGAAAGUAUCCAAGGGAACUGGAUCAAAAAAGAGUUUCAAAAAGUUCUAAGAUUGCAGGAAAUACAAUCAGUGCAAAUCGCGGAAUGAAUAUAAAGUGGAAAUAGAAGGUGAGACACAUCAGGCUGAUAAAGUUACAACAUACAUGAAUCACCACUUUGAUUUGUAACUUAUGACUUAAAAAAUAAAUAAAGAAAUAAGAAAUAUUUCUACUGAAACAA